UGACAUUGACAGUAGUUGUUUGUAAUCAUUUUCCUGAGUAUCAAUCUUUGCUGAAUUUUGUAUAUUUAGACUUUGGACUGCCAAAUAUGACUUUAUAAUAACAAUAUUAUGUGUUUUACAAGUAAUGCUUAAUUCGUUGAUCAUGUCUCUAUCACCUCAAAGCUUAUUAUCAGCCGCGUCUCGUCAACGGUGCGUAUCGAAGUUUAAAGAUCUGCCCUCUCUGAUCGUUAAUGAUGAAAAAGCAAGUGAAAGUGCGUCAGUGCUGUUGCCUUUGUGCGUGCACGAGGGGCAAGUUUGCCUCUUGUACACGCUUCGAUCCUCAAACCUAAAAAAUCACAGCGGACAAGUGUCCUUCCCAGGAGGCAUGGCGGACGCGAACGAGACUAAUAUUGACACAGCUUUAAGAGAAACUGAAGAAGAGAUCGGAAUUCCCCGCGACAGUGUGGACGUUUGGGGCUCGAUGCCUCAAGUUCAAGGUCGAAAUAGGAACUUAGCUAUCAAUCCAAUAGUAGGUGAGAUAAAAAAUUUCGACAAAAACAAGUUGAGUGAGAAUCCAGAUGAAGUGGAAGAGGUUUUUUUAGUGCCCAUGCAGGCGUUCUGUGAUACGAACAACCACGCUCACUGGAUGUGGAAGGACAUGCAGCUGCCAAUGUUCCUGUAUGGGCGGCACAAGAUAUGGGGCAUCACCGGAGCCAUAACACACAUGUUUCUGAACUGUUUACUGCCGGAGGGAGAGUUUAAAGGCGGCUUUUCUAGGAAAAAGUAUCAGCUGGAGGAGCUAAUGAAUUCAAAACUAUAAUUUACUGUUUAGACUAAUAUUCACCAUAUCGUCACUACUUUGAAAAAAUCUCAUAUCUCAUGCUUCUCCUCAAAGUUAAAACGCAUAAGUCUAUAUGCAUUCCAUACAUACUUACUACAAUUUUCUUUUCAUUGACAGAUGAAGAUACAAGUUUUUUUUUAAAGUAGUGACAAUAUGUGUAUGAGCACCGUGAGGUGUAGAGGAUUUAUAUUAGAUUAGAAACUUUUGAGUAGUCUAGAUAAUAAUAUGUGUUGAGGUCCAAGUAGCAAUUUUUUUAAGUUUAAGUUUGUAGAUAUUGUGUAAUUAUAGUAUUUAUUGAAAAGCAGAUAGGCAACUUAGUCUUACACAAAGUACAAAACAUCUAGGUGCUUAGGUGGUCUAGAUUUGUAUAUGAGCCUUUUGCUAAAUAUCUACUCAAAGAACAAAAAAGAUAAGAAAAUUCAAGACAGUUAAAUACUUAAUUAUGGUAGGAUUUAUAGGAAUGGUUGAUAUUUUACUAAUUUUAUUUUACCCCUUAACAUAAUAACAAAGGUUGUAUCAAUGUAUUAAGAUUUUACUUUUAACACCUCUAGCAAGUAUAUAGUAACUGAUUAUAACUAAUCAUAUCUGGGUAGAUGUAACAGUGGGAUUACAUUACCCUAAGAAACAGUGAGAGAAGUAAGAGGUAUUACCAAAUUAUUUAGUUUUUUAUAUAGAAUGGGAGCUGUCUGCAGUA
Leguminivora glycinivorella is the source of this 1514-nucleotide messenger RNA. Its product is annotated as mitochondrial coenzyme A diphosphatase NUDT8-like. Gene Ontology annotation, molecular function: coenzyme A diphosphatase activity. NCBI's taxonomy places the organism in Eukaryota, Metazoa, Arthropoda, Insecta, Lepidoptera, Tortricidae. Bases 125 to 799 code for a protein of 224 amino acids. The record is from RefSeq and is a predicted model, not a curated record. The transcript has a single exon.